This is a messenger RNA of Misgurnus anguillicaudatus (oriental weatherfish), 6022 nucleotides long. It is a transcript of the gene slc8a2b, whose product is annotated as solute carrier family 8 member 2b. NCBI's taxonomy places the organism in Eukaryota, Metazoa, Chordata, Actinopteri, Cypriniformes, Cobitidae. Gene Ontology annotation, cellular component: sarcolemma; axon; postsynapse. The record is from RefSeq and is a predicted model, not a curated record. Gene Ontology annotation, molecular function: calcium:sodium antiporter activity. Gene Ontology annotation, biological process: cell communication; calcium ion import across plasma membrane; sodium ion transmembrane transport.
AAACAUGUCCUCUCUCUCUGUCUAUAAUUCUCUCGAUAUAAUUCUGCACACUGUGCUAUCGAGACAUCUCUGUCAUAGACAGGCUGUUGAUGUUUGGCACAUUAAUAUGAGCCCAUAAUGUUUAUUAGGAGAGUUGUCAGGAGAUGCGUUUUUCAUUAUGGUGGUCCCCAGACUGUCGUCCCAGUUGUGAAGGCUUCCAAACAGGAGACGCAGGGGUCCCGUGGUGGGCUGAUUCCUCACCUCGUGCAUCUCUUUCAUCUCUCCUCCUCUGAACUCUAGAAGACUCUGAGGAGCGAGACCAUGGCUCUCUUUUCAUCUCGAUGCUCUCCCUGCCUCCUCCUGUUCCUGUUUGUCGUCCUUUCUCUUCCUCCGUCCUGCGUUCCGGAGUCUCACCGCGAAGGACCGUCUCUCCAGCCCUCCUUCUCUCCCACAGAAUUUUCCACAAAACUUUACAGUUACCUGAAUGAAAGUUACAACAGCACCGUUCAAAACAAGAAGUGUUCUGACCUGGUCAAGUGCAACCCUGGAAUUAUUUUGCCGGUUUGGAAACCUCUGAAUCCGGGUCUCGCAGAACAGAUCGCCAGGGCCGUCAUCUAUUUUGUCUGUCUCAUGUACAUGUUUCUGGGAGUAUCAAUCAUCGCUGAUCGAUUCAUGGCUUCCAUAGAGGUUAUCACAUCCCAGGAAAAGGAGGUGACCAUCACCAUGCCGAACGGAGAGACAACAGUGGCCACUGUAAGAAUCUGGAAUGAAACCGUGUCUAAUCUUACAUUGAUGGCUCUUGGCUCGUCCGCCCCUGAAAUCCUCCUGUCGGUCAUUGAGGUGUGCGGUCACGGUUUCAAGUCUGGUGAGCUGGGUCCCGGCACCAUCGUGGGCAGCGCUGCUUUUAAUAUGUUUGUGAUCAUCGGGAUCUGCGUGUGGGUGAUACCUGACGGUGAGGUGAGGAAGAUUAAACAUCUGAGGGUGUUCUUCAUCACGGCCUUCUGGAGUAUCUUCGCCUACAUCUGGCUCUAUCUGAUCCUCUCUGUAAUCACACCUGGCAUCGUGGAUGUAUGGGAAGCUCUGGUUACUCUCUGCUUUUUUCCCGUCUGUGUGAUCUUGGCCUGGAUCGCCGACCGACGCCUUCUCUUCUACAAGUACAUGUCGAAACGUUACCGCGCGGACAAACGAACAGGGGUCGUCGUGGAGACGGAGGGGGAGUUGACGCCCAAAGGCGUGGAGAUGAUGAUAGACGGGAAGUUUCCGCUGAGGGGCGGAGCCACGGGGAUCGAAAAUUGCCAGGAUGGCAACAUGGCAACCCUACCCAACUCCAGCAGCGCGACCGUGUAUAUGGAGGGCGUCAAGGAGCUGGAUGAGAGUCGCAAAGAAGUCAUUCGUAUCCUGAAGGAUCUGAAGCAGAAGUAUCCAGAGAAGGAACUGGAUCAGCUGAUGGAGCUGGCCAACUACUACGCCCUCCUCCACCAGCAGAAGAGCCGAGCCUUCUACCGCGUCCAGGCCACGCGCAUGAUGAUCGGAGCCGGCAACGUGCUUAAGAAGCACGCGGCGGAUAACGCUCGCCGCGCGGCCGCAACGCCCACCGACGGAGCCGUGGAAGAUGGCGACCUGGCCACCUGCAGUCGCAUUUCAUUCGAGAGCUCUCACACUCAGUGCAUGGAGAACUGCGGCGUGAUCUCCAUAGCUGUGGUGUGUCGGGGUGGUCUAGGUGAGAGUACGUUUUACGUUGACUACUGCACGGAAGACGGCACUGCCAAUGCCGGCUCGGAUUACAAGUACUGCGAGGGGACGCUGGUCUUUAAACCUGGAGAAACCAGGAAAGAAAUAAAGGUGGGCAUCAUAGAUGACGACAUCUUCGAAGAGGACGAACAUUUCUUUGUGCGUUUGCUGAAUCUACGUAUCGGUGAUGCCGAGGGCAUGUUUGAGAGCGAUGAUGCGGACCAGGGACCCAAGGCUCGGCUGGUUGAACCGCUGAUGGCCACGGUCACCAUCCUGGACGACGACCACGCUGGAAUCUUCACGUUCACGGAACGUCUGAUGCGAGUGAGCGAGAGCGUGGGUACCAUGGAGGUGACGGUGGUCCGUAACUCCGGCGCCAGGGGAACCGUGAUCAUCCCGUACCACACGGAGCCCGGGACGGCCCAAGGGGACGGGGUCGACUACGAGGACACGCACGGCGAGCUGGAGUUCACCAAUGACCAGACGACUCAGACUAUCCAGGUGAGGAUCAUUGACGAUGAGGAGUAUGAGAAACAUGAGAACUUCUUCAUUGUUCUUGAGGAACCUCGCUGGCUGAAGAGAGGAAUAUCAGCCCUGCUGCUGAACCAAGAUGGUCCUGAGGGGGAGCUGAGCGCCGAGGAGGAGGAGGCGCGGAGGAUAGCAGAGAUGGGGAAGCCCAUUUUAGGAGAGCACAGUCAACUGGAGGUGGUGAUCGAGGAAUCCUAUGAAUUCAAGAGCACCGUUGAUAAACUGAUCAAGAAGACCAACCUGGCGCUGUUGAUUGGCACUCAUUCGUGGAGAGAGCAGUUUGUGGAGGCCGUGACCGUCAGCGCAGGUAACGGGGAUGAAGAUGAAGAGGAGGGCGGAGAGCAGCAUCUCCCGUCCUGCUCCGAUUACAUCAUGCACUUCCUGACGGUCUUCUGGAAGGUUCUGUUUGCGUUCGUUCCACCCACAGAAUACUGGAACGGCUGGGCUUGCUUCGUGGUAUCCAUCGUUGUAAUCGGCCUCCUCACUGCCGUCAUCGGAGACCUGGCGUCGCACUUCGGCUGCACCAUAGGGCUUCGCGACACGGUCACGGCGGUGGUGUUCGUAGCUUUGGGCACCUCUAUCCCAGACACGUUUGCAAGUAAAGUCGCCGCGGUUCAGGAUCAGUACGCCGACGCCUCCGUGGGAAACGUGACGGGCAGCAACGCCGUCAAUGUGUUUCUGGGCAUCGGAGUGGCUUGGUCCGUGGCGGCCGUUUACUGGGCCGCCCAGGGCAAGAAGUUUGAAGUGGACCCCGGGUCGCUGGCCUUCUCCGUCACGCUUUUCACCGUCUUCGCCUUCAUCUGCAUGGGGGUGCUGUUGUUUCGGCGCAGGCCGUCUAUCGGGGGAGAGCUGGGCGGCCCCCGGAGCUCACGCAUCCUUACUAUCAUCCUCUUUCUGGGUCUGUGGUUCCUGUAUAUCCUGUUCUCCAGCUUGGAGGCGUAUUGCCACAUCGAGGGUUUCUAAACAUCUACUUGACAAACAAAUUAAAGGCGUAAACACACAAUACACACAUACUGAUACGUACAAGGGUUAUGAGCCUGAAAGCCAAAGCCAUGUUUCAUUAGCUGAAUGCAUCUUCAUGGAAAUCUACACACAGACCUAUAACAAGUACUACACUACAAAAUAUACAUAAAGAGAGGAAAAGAUGGAGAUAAAAGAAACAUAUUGUAUGUAGCAAAGAGAGACAAGUAUGGGUGUGAAGAAAGAAAACUGCUGUAAAAUAGUCUCAUUUUUAAUCUUGUCGUCCUUCAGCUCAAGGGCACAAGAGUAAGCGUGUGUUUCAUGUAGAUAGAUUUUAAACACCACAUUCAAGAUCUUUCAAGACAUUUUCUUCAACAGUGACAAACAAUUGAUGCAUUUGAGGUACACGCCAAAUGUCGCUCUAAAGUUUGAAUACUUUAAAGGGGUAUUUCCGCUAAACCUGGGUGUAUACUUGGCCGUCAAUCACGAUGGUCCAGGAGAUCUUACAAAGCAAAUGCAAACAUUUAGAGUCACUUUGAGCGACAGUGCGGUAUUACAUUAUUAAUCCAACAUCAUGUUCAAACGGUAGCACACAUUGCCCACGAAACUCCUGCACUAAUAUUGUCAAUAUUAGAAAAUGAAGAUCCGGCAUGGCUUUGAAAAAAAGGCAUUUGGACUGCUCACACUUGAUAUUUGUUUUGCAUCGAUAUCGUCACUGCCAGAUAUCUGUCAGAAGCCCAAAAUGUGUAUCAGACGACAAAACUUUGACAAUGAAGGAAGUGAACCUAAAUGAACCUCUGAAGCGUAGUCACAGCUUAAAGCAACCGUGUCCAGAUAUGACACGUUCAUGCAUAUUCGACUCAAAUGGUGUAGUUAAACGAAUGCAAUGGAAACCUCAUCUUUAUGACAUCACAAUGACGACUUUGGUCUCCAGAAGAUCAUGCAGUUGCAUCUCCAUAUCGUCCCUGACAUCGGACGCCGAUUAUUUCACAUCGCUGCCUGGUGUGAUGUACUGUACUGUACGUACAAUACAGUCUUAUUCGGACUUCUUGGAGAUUACUCCUUCAAACAAACUGAGAUUUUUUUGUCUUGAUCUGCAAGGUGUGCAUUCACGUUCGUUUAUUUGUGUGACUAAAUAAUGUGAAUCAUAUAAAAACAUGCUCGCAUAUCACCUCAGAUUUAUAAAGAAACUAAAAAUGUUAAUCUAAAAUACUCAUCGAGCUAUUAAGAUUGCGUAAACCUGUCUGGAGCUUUUCGUGCUACAAUUUCUUGAACGAAGAUGCUGGAAGGUGUACCGACUAACUAGACAUUAAUGUGAAAGCUGAUCGUCCCUUAAAUAGUCAUGCCUGAAUCUGAAGCGUUUCGGUUCCUGACAGAUUCACAAUAAAAUGUUUACUGUAGAGCACUCAGGAUUGUGCGUUUACGUAUACGUAAGGGUUUUUUAUGUCUGUCUGUAGGUGUUUGUAUAAAGCUACUGUAUGUGGUGUGUCGUCCUCCUGGUUUUCGCCUCCAGGGCUGGACUUUUGUCCGCGGUCUAGUCUGCAUGAUGGACCACGUGUUGGCAGAACUAUAAACGGCAUGCUUUGACUCAAAAGACAUGCAUGAAUUUGAAGUUUACAGUGUUUGUUGCUAAAAUGGACAAUGUUUUCAUUUACAUUAGAUGAAAGAAAAUAAUGAUGAUGGCUGCCUGUGUCAGAUUUGUGUGGUUUGUGAUAUAUAAGCACUGCUUUGAGGUCAGUAAUCCUGGUUUGCAAACACCUUAUUUAAUAUAUUAACUUAAACAUUAAUUUAUUGAAGAGCAAGUGUACAAUAUUAUUCUUGCCUCUUUUUUUGUCUUGUAUAUGUUCUUUUCCGUUUUUGUAUUUUUCAUUUUUAAUAUCGUCUCUGUUUACAGUUCAGCAGUAAGAGAUAUAAUCCACUGACUGAGAUGUUCAGUUUCAUACGUUCAGCUUCAGAUAUUUCACAAACAGACUGUUACUCAUUCGGUCAUUAGUUUAAAACUUUACAACAGUGACAACUUUAUUUUAGUUUAGAAAGUUUUUUUUUUGUUUAUUUUCAUGAUUGAUCUUGAUAUCUGUAACAUUAAUGAUGGAAAACUCCUGCAUUAACAGUAACCAAUCUUUUGUUUCCUCCUAAGGGACUUAUUAAUUAUUUAUUUAUCAUUUAAUAAUGAAGCAUAGCCGUGUUUUAAUUGUCUCUGUAUUGUGUUCUGUAUCAAAGCUGUUUGUGUUUCUUCGAGUGCAACAGAAACCAAAAUGAUUCAUUCAGAGCGUGCAAUCUGCUGUCAUCCCCUGAGCAUCAGCAAUACGUCGUGCGGUUUGUUGCGUGCACUGGCGUCGCAGUAAAGCCCUUUCGGUUCGUCUCGUGCCUAUUCAACACUACCGAGCCCCUAAGGUGACAUUGGAGUAAAAAAUAUCUAAAGUUUAGUUUCAUGUGCGCACGUGAAACUAAACUUUAUUUAAUUUUUGCUCCAUGUCCCCUUAGGGGCUCCGUACGACCCUGUCGCUUGCUUUAAGCUUUUCUUUAGCUCAGUGGUUCUCAAACUGGGGGGCAUAAGAUGGUACCAGGUUAUGAAUUUUUAACAAUAGAAUAAUCAUAAAUUCUCAUAAUUAAACCUCAGAGAAAUAAGGCUGCUAACUAGCAGCACCAUAUUGUAUUAUUUAAUAUGUUUUGUUUAAUUAAAAUACUAAGUUUGAGAUUAUUUUAUGUUGUUAAUUUGCUUUGGAAGGCCACAAAAGGAUGCACCAUUUACUGUAAACCCAGACAAGUUGAAUUCAUCUUAAAAAAUUAGAGGAAAGUUUUUGCACUAAAAAAAUUAAGUAAU